UUACACGAGGUAUUCGCUCAUGAUUAUGUUUUAAGCUCUACCCCACACAGCCCCUUCCCUUUCACGCUCUCUAUCUCCUCUCUCGUGCGCCGAUCUCCCUCUCCGUCUGGUGCGCCGCCGUCGUCGCUGCCGCUUGCCGAUCGCUUCUUGUCGCCGCCUCCGUCAGUCCUCGAAGUUCCUGUUAACAUCGAGGACAAUCCUGGAGAAAGAACCAUACAACUAAAGGGAAAAUUCGGAGAUGAGAGUAGAGACACAGUCUUGCAGAGGCAAACGAAACACAGUCGUUUAGGAAGGCGGUUCCCCUGUUCCUGUGUUUGGGUCAGUGGUCAAAGCAUUUGAUAGUGCAACCAAACCUAACUAACAAUUAACACACCAACAUCACACACAUUUCUCUCUCUCGCCAUGGCUAUGGCUAUGCAAAGCGGAAUUGGAGUCUCUAAGAUCCUCAUCAUAGCUGGAGCAGGUUAUACCAGCACUGUCCUCAUCAAAACUGGAAAACUCUCUGAUUUAAUCGGCGAGCUUCAGUUGCUGGUGAAGGGAUUGGAAAAAUCCGGGGAGCAUGCUGAAGGUGAAGGUGAAUAUGCUGAUGCCAUAGCUGCUCAGGUGCGUCGCCUGGCGAAUGAAGUUCGGCAGCUAGCAUCAAACAGGCCAAUCACAGUACUGAAUGGGGGUUCUGAACAAAGUAAUUUAUCAUCUCUCGUCGUUCCAGCUGCUGCCUUGGGUGCUCUGGGUUAUGGCUACAUGUGGUGGAAGGGAAUUUCAUUCUCAGAUCUCAUGUAUGUGACUAAACGGAAUAUGGAAAAAGCUGUUGCAGAUUUAACCAAAAAGUUGCAGCAUGCCUCAGAUGUCAUUGCUGAUACCAAGAAGCAUUUGACUCAGAGAAUUCAGAAUUUGAAUGACAAAAUGCUCAAGCUGAAUGAGUUGCAAAGGUCAACUAAGGAUGAAGUUGCUGGAGUUAGAAGUACUAUUACUGAUAUCCAUGAAGACUUGGGUUAUUUGCAACAAACAGUGGAAACAUUGGAUUAUAGGUUGGCUGAAUUGAGUUCUAAGCAGGAUUAUGCAAAUUAUGGAUUGUCAUAUCUCAUCGACUAUGUACACGGAAAAAGCCAGAAAAAGCCUGAAUUGUUGCAGGAGCAACUGAAACUUUCAGGGAAGUCCCCUAAUUUGAUCACAUAUAAAGGAACUCCAAAUCUAAUGGGUCUUAAAGACAUUGCGGAAACAUUGUCUGCUUCAGAUAGGUCUGCUUCAGAUAGUGUCAUGCCAGAUGGCAUGGAUAAACGAGAGCAACAACGAAGGCCAUUGUUGAGGAAUGGCAUUGCUAAAACUUUGUCCGGUUUAGACAAGUCUGCUUUAGACAGUAUCAUGCCAAAUGGUGUGGAUAAACUAGAGCAACUGUGAAGGCCAUUGUGGAGGUUUGAAAUAGCUCAUUUUUUAGUUCUUUGAAUCUUCUCCCUAUGUAGAAGAACGCAUUGCAUGCUGGGCAUUCUAAAUUUUGAUCCUGACAGUUGUUUCCUUGGUUGUGCCUAUGCUCAAUCUGUUUGCAUUUUUGAUUCAAACAUGCUUUGAUUUUGCAGUAGUAGUUCAACCAAGCGUUGAUGACAAGGUCUUAAAUCAUAAUUACCAACCUUUUAAGCGUUCCUUCCUCCCUUGUUUUUAUUCAGCAGUAACUUUGACUUUCAGUUCACUUGUCCAUAAAUCACAAUAUAUUUGUGACAGCUAUUGUGAUUUUCACAUUAAAUUUUAUCCUACAUAGUAUAUUAAUAGACUGGAUAACAUUAUAUAUUCAAGCUGGUGAGUUGUGAUUCUAAAUUGUAAAUAAACUUUUUGCUGUCAAGGUGUGUGUUGGUUUGGUGCUACCAGUUUAUGCCAGAUGCUUUUGGUGUGCAAGAUUAUGACUUCUGUUGUAUUUGUUUUACCAUAAUUGUGAUUGCCUUCGACUAUGAGGUGGAUGUGGCAUCAUGAAUUAAUGAUUUAUGAACAUCGUCGACAGCUUUAUACAAGUUAACUUUUUAUGAA
Molecule: messenger RNA, 2016 nt
Organism: Glycine soja
Lineage: Eukaryota; Viridiplantae; Streptophyta; Magnoliopsida; Fabales; Fabaceae
Exons: 14
Coding region: 403-1398 (331 amino acids)
Source: RefSeq, a predicted model, not a curated record